Podarcis raffonei (Aeolian wall lizard) is the source of this 3418-nucleotide messenger RNA. RefSeq names its product unc-45 myosin chaperone B (gene UNC45B). The record is from RefSeq and is a predicted model, not a curated record. Gene Ontology annotation, molecular function: Hsp90 protein binding. The transcript has 20 exons. Bases 154 to 2943 code for a protein of 929 amino acids. NCBI's taxonomy places the organism in Eukaryota, Metazoa, Chordata, Lepidosauria, Squamata, Lacertidae.
AUUUCAUUGAGCUAUAUAUAUAUACCUAUCUAUCUGAAGCCCAGGCAGGCAUUUCAGUCUACGUACACAAAGAGAGAAGUGCUUGCAGUUCAUUGAUCGAAGGGAAAACAGCCAAUAUUGGUGAGUAAUCUCAGAGUUUGGAAACUUCAGAAGAUGGAUAACGCUUCACAGCUGAAAGAAGAGGGAAAUAAGUAUUUCCAAGGCAAUGAUUAUGAUAAUGCUAUCAAAAGCUACACCAAAGCCCUCAAGGUCGCCAAAGAUAAAUCGCUUCAGGCGGUGUUGUUCCGAAACCGGGCAGCUUGUUUCCUGAAAAAGGAGAACUAUGCCCAGGCGGCGUCAGACGCAUCUAGAGCUAUCGACAUCAAUGCUUCUGAUAUUAAGGCCUUAUACCGACGUAGCCAAGCUCUGGAGAAACUGGGCAAGCUGGAUCAGGCCUUCAAAGAUAUCCAGAGGUGUGCCACUAUUGAGCCCCGGAAUAAAAACUUCCAAGAGACCCUCCGGCGUCUAGGAGCCUCUAUCCAGGAGAAGCUGCGUGUCCAGUUCUCUACCGACGCCAGGGUCCAGCAAAUGUUUGAGAUCCUGCUAGAUGAGAAGAGUGAGAAAGAGAAGCGAGAGAAGGCUGCAAACAAUCUCAUUGUCCUUGGCCGGGAGGAAGCGGGUGCAGAGAGGAUAUUCCAGAACAAUGGCCUGAACCUGCUACUGAGACUGAUAGACACAAAAAACCCAGAGCUAGUCCUUGCAGCGAUAAGGACCCUUUCAGGGAUGUGCAUAGACCAUAAGGCAAGGGCAACGGCCAUCCUUCACAUGCUGGGAAUUGACAAUAUCUGCCUGUGGAUGUCCACAAACCAUGAAGAGAUCUCGCUGGCUGUCUCCAACCUCCUGCAGGCCAUCAUUGACUCGUUAACCGGGGAAGGCAAGAAGGAAGAGCAUGGAAAAGAGGAUGCCUUGGUGCUGGACACAAAGAAGGACCUGAAGGCAGUCACAAUGCGCCUCCUGGACAUGCUCCCCAAUAAAAAGGUGUCUGGACAAGGCCGAGACCGUGCUCUCAAUUUGCUCAAUAAGAACAUACCGAGGAAGGACCUGAGAAUCCAUGACAACAGCAGAACCCUGUUUGUCAUUGACAAUGGUCUCAAGAAGAUCCUGAAAGUUGCUGGCCAGAUCCCUGACAUGCCAAACUGCCUCCCUUUGACUGAGAACACCCAGCUGACAGCUUCGGUGCUCCUGAACAAGCUGUAUGAUGAUUUGCGGUGUGACCCAGAGAGGGAUAACUUCAGGCUGCUCUGCGAAGAGUACAUCCAGAGCAAAAUUGACCCCCAGGACAUGGACAAGACUCUACAUGCCAUCCAGACAGUGUCUGGGGUCCUGCAGGGGCCUUUUGAUUUGGGGAACAAACUGCUGGGCAUGAAAGGGGUCAUGGAGAUGAUGGUGGCUCUCUGUGGCUCCGAGCGAGAGAUCGAUCAGCUGGUGGCCGUGGAAGCCCUGAUCCACGCUUCGACCAAGUUGAGCCGGGCCACCUUCAUCAUCACCAACGGGAUCAGCCUGCUGAAGGAAAUCUACAAGAAGACCCAGAAUGAGAAGAUCAAGAUCAGAGCUCUGGUGGGCCUUUGCAAGCUGGGCUCCGCCGGGGGCACAGACUACGGCCUGCGACAGUUUGCCGAAGGGUCAACAGAGAAGCUGGCCAGGCAGUGCCGGAAAUGGCUGUGCAACCCCGCCAUUGACACCCGCACAAGGAAGUGGGCUAUAGAAGGUCUUGCUUACUUGACCCUGGAUGCCGACGUGAAGGAUGACUUUGUGGAGGAUGAGCCAGCCAUGCAAGCCAUGUUUGAAUUAGCCAAGACAAGCGACAAAACCAUUUUGUACUCAGUGGCCACCGUCUUGGUGAACUGCACCAACAGCUACGAUGUCAAGGAAAUUAUCCCGGAACUCGUGCAAUUGGCCAAGUUUUCCAAGCAGCAUGUUCCUGAGGAACACCCAAAGGACAAGAAGGAUUUUGUCUCAAAGCGGGUCAAACGGUUGGUUGCUGCCGGAGUCACCUCCUCCCUGGUCUGCAUGGUGAAAGCAGAUAGCGCCAUUUUGACCGAUCAGACCAAAGAGCUCUUAGCCAGAGUUUUUCUUGCUUUGUGUGAAGAUGCCAAGGACCGUGGUACCAUCGUUGCUCAAGGGGGUGGAAAGGCCCUGAUCCCAUUGGCUUUGGAAGGCACAGAAGUUGGCAAAAUCAAAGCGUCACACGCCCUGGCCAAGAUCGCAGCCAUCUCCAAUCCAGACAUUGCGUUCCCUGGGGAGAGGGUGUAUGAAGUCGUGCGUCCUCUGGUCAGUUUGCUGAACACCGAGCGGGAUGGGCUACAGAACUACGAGGCUCUUCUGGGUCUCACCAACUUUUCAGGGAGGAGCGACAAGCUCAGACAAAAGAUCAUCAAAGAGAAAGCCCUGCCUGACAUUGAGAACUACAUGUUUGAAAACCACGAUCAGCUUCGGCAGGCGGCCACAGAGUGCAUGUGCAACCUCGUGGUGAACAAAGAGGUUCAAGAGAGAUUCAUAGCAGAUGGGAAUGACCGACUCAAAUUGCUCGUGUUGCUGUGUGGCGAGGACGACGACAAAGUCCAGAACGCUGCAGCAGGAGCCCUAGCGAUGCUCACGGCUGCCCACAAGAGACUCUGCCAUAAGCUGACCGAAGUGACAACCCAGUGGCUGGAGAUUCUGCAGAGGCUCUGCCUCCACGACAAGCUCAACGUACAGCACCGUGGGCUCGUGAUUGUUUACAACUUAAUCCACGCAGACCAAGAGCUGGCUAAGAAACUAGUGGAAAGUGAGAUGCUAGAAAUCCUGACCAUUGUUGGGAAGCAGGCUGAUGACCCCCAGAAGCAGCAUGUCCUAAAGGUGGCUCGGGAAUGCCUUGUGAAGUUCAUGGACUAUGGAAUGAUCAAACCUAUGUCUCCAUCAUAAGGGCAGAGGAAAUCUAAGAUCUAAAAAGAAUGAGGACUAGAGGAGUGGCAUGGAAGUGAUUCGACAUGUAAAGAACUUACAUUGGAAAACUGGAGCAUUAUUUCCAAAGCUCUGACACAAUGCAAAUGUUUUUGCCCACAGAAAUAGCCCUCAGAUUUGUUUCUUCAAGGGGAAUCACAAUUUGUUUCUGGCUAGCAAACCUCCUUUCCAAAGCAACUUCCUAUUAGAGUUUUGGAGCGUCAGAAAACAACCUGCAAUGUUUGAAAUAACAAAAAACAAAAAAAAACCACCACCCUUUUCUUUCAGAGGUUCCUGGUGUAGUUUUUAUAAUUAUAUUAUGCUCACUGUCUUUUGAAUGAUUUGACUUGUUGGAAACUCUAACAACUUUUAACAUAGACUCCUCGCUAGAGAAAUUCAUGUGAUGGUUUUUGUUAUAAUGUGGUGAUUCACUAAUAAAAUAGUUGGUGCAGAAAAA